Molecule: messenger RNA, 2507 nt
Organism: Rubroshorea leprosula
Lineage: Eukaryota; Viridiplantae; Streptophyta; Magnoliopsida; Malvales; Dipterocarpaceae
Source: the annotation of a GenBank genome assembly
UGGGUCUGCUACCAGAAAAGGAAAUAAAGGGAAAUACAGGAAACUGUACAAUGCCAAUCAAUGCUAAUCAAUACAAAAUAUUCUUUUGACCAUUCCAUCCAUAAUCACCGCCUUAUACCAUCCAUAAUCACCGCCCUAUAAUUUAAUUAAAUAAAAAAGAUGCUUCUUUCUUCCUCAACAGUCAAUCCAAGUCAAGCUCACCUCAGUUCCUCCAUUUUCCUGUAUUUUCCAGUCUUGGCCUCUGAUUUUCACUUACAUUACCCAACCUUCUUAUCCUCCCAUUUCCAUUGUUGAUUUUGGCAGGAUCUCGCUGUAUUAUGAGCAAGAUUAUAAGACUUGUUUAGGAUCACUGGGUAGAAGUACCAGCUGCCAUUUCCACCGACACUAAUUGCAUCUGCCAUUGUCAAGAACAAGACAUUCCAGAUGAUUCCUAUAAUCAUUUCUGGCCUGAUUUUGAUGAAGAAGAGAAUGAUGAUAGAGGUGGUUCCUCCUCAUGUUAGGGAAUUUUGGAAGGAGUGGGAACUCGUAGGGGCAGCUCUGCUCAGCCUUACACUCCAAAUAGUUCUCAUUAAAACGGGCAGCCACAGGAAGUACAUUCGUGGAACUUGGUUUAGAGUUAUUGUUUGGCUUGCCUAUAUGAUGGCUGACUCUGUAGCAACUAUAGCCCUGGGUAUACUAUCAAAUGACCUCGGGCAAAUAUACUAUGAGGAAGGUUUUAAUAAUUUGGGUACUAAUGCUUUGAAAUAUGAUGAUAGAGGUCAGAUGAAUGGGUGUACCAAGGCUCAUACUAAAGAAGGUACUGAGUUCAGAGCAUUCUGGGCACCCUUUUUCCUGCUGCAUUUAGGUGGUCCUGAUACAAUCACUGCCUACUCCUUAGAAGAUAAUGAGUUGUUCCUCAGGCACCUUAGUGGACUAAUAGUCCAGACAAUUACUGCACUGUACAUCAUCUUGCUUGCCUGGACAAGUUCUCAUAUUUCUUACCUAUCCAUUGUAGUGAUGGCAGUAGGCUGCAUCAAGUAUGGGGAGAGAACAUUGGGCCUUUGGAAAGCAAGCUGGAAUAAACUCCGAAGUACUAUCAUCACUGAUGCAGAUCCUGGCCGAAACUGUUCAAGGUUUAUGGAAGAAUAUAGCUUGAGAGAUGAGGAGGAGUUCUUUGUGGAAAUAAUAGAAACGGAGGGUCAGGGUAACUUGGAUGGAAUUGUGCCUGAACCACCUCCUGAUAUGGUCAAGGUUCAUGACCUAUUUCAGAUAUUCAAGCGUUUGUUUGUAGAUCUAACCCUUAGCUUUCAUGACCGACACAGAAGCCUAGCUUUUUUCAUGAAAAUGUCUGAUGAAAAUGCUUUCAAAGUGAUCGAGAUUGAACUAGGAUUCAUGUUUGAUCUGCUGUAUACAAAGGCAGCAGUCAUUUAUACUCGCUGGGGUUUUGCUCGGCGUUUCAUCACUUUCUCCCUCACCUGCUUUGCUUUUCUGUCUUUGAUCCUUGAUGACAAACUGCGGCAAAAAAGCAAAACGAUUGAUUUUGUAGUCACUUUACUGUUGCUUGUUGUAGCUGUUUGGCUAGAAAUAUAUGCAGCUAUCGUUGUCCUUGUCUCGGAUGAAACCAGAACUUGGUUGAUUAAGCGUUGGAAGAAGACUAGCACUGCACAAUCAUCAAACAGUUGUUUUAAAAAAUGGUUCAAGUGGUUUAAGGUGAAAAGGUGGUCAAAGUCCAUGGCACAGUACAGUCUAUUGCAGCUUAGCCUUAAGGAAAAAUAUAGCAUUAUUAGUAUAAUUGAAGAAUUUCGUUAUAAAAACUACGAAAAGUUCACUGAGGAAUACAGAAAGCUGAUCUUUAAACAUGUCAAAGAAAAGUUUGAUGAGUUGGAAAAAAAGGUAAGACAAGAGGGGAGCAGCAGGAGCGCAUUUGAUACAGCUAUCACGGAGAUAUGCAGCCAAAGGGGUAAAGACAUAAUUGAGAAAUAUCAGAAGAUGAAACGUGAGGUUGUUCUUGACUGGAGUAUCCUUGAAUGGAGUGUAAGUGUUGAAUUUGACCAAAGUAUCAUUAUCUGGCACAUGGCUACCGAAAUCUGCUACUACUCUCAAGAACUUUAUGGUGAAGUCGAAGCAAGCAGAGAAUUUAGCCUGCACAUGUCAAGGUACAUGUUUUAUCUCUUAACCAUUUGUCCCUUCAUGUUACCUGUAGGGAUUGGGUUUAUGAGGUUUCGAGACACUAGUACUAAGGACAUGGAAUUUCGAGACACUCUUGCUGAGGCCAUGAGAUUUUUCAAGGAACGAACGUGUGAAGGAACUGGACCUGCCCUCCGUAAACUUUUGAGGAAAAUAUGGUAAAUUUCUUUGUAGGUUCUCAAUCUUUCUAACAUGAGAAAUUUCAAUCCUAACCUUCAUUUUGCUUCACCUUACUAGUCCUUCUGUUAAGUUUAGAAGUUAGGUAUGAACAGCAGUCUUUCAUGGCAGUUAAUGUUCCCCAAAAACCUUUAAUUUUUUGUUCUGAGUAGAUAUGUUAUCAC